Messenger RNA from Wickerhamiella sorbophila, 3153 nucleotides. RefSeq names its product Polyphosphatidylinositol phosphatase INP52. Gene Ontology annotation, cellular component: membrane; cytoplasm. The coding region runs from base 1 to 3153 and encodes 1050 amino acids. The record is from RefSeq and is a predicted model, not a curated record. Gene Ontology annotation, biological process: phosphatidylinositol dephosphorylation. Lineage: Eukaryota; Fungi; Ascomycota; Dipodascomycetes; Dipodascales; Trichomonascaceae. The transcript has a single exon. Gene Ontology annotation, molecular function: phosphatidylinositol-3,5-bisphosphate 5-phosphatase activity; phosphatidylinositol-4,5-bisphosphate 5-phosphatase activity.
AUGUCGGCCCCAAUGAAGGUACUGCUCAAGCAGUCGCCUCGUACACUAGCAAUCGUCAAUGAAUAUCAUGCCCUGUUAGUUAUGUCUUCAAACCCCAAGGGCUCCUUGGAACAGCGCACAAAGUGUAUUGUGACCUUUAACAAGAAGAGCGAAGUUGAUCUAGAAGGUUUCAAACACGUGGUUGAUUGCUUCGGCUGUUUGGGUUUGAUCAAUGUCGGAACGGAUGUAUUCCUGUGUACAAUUACUGCCCACGCACGCACAGCCCGUCCGAUGCCGGGUCGUGCAGUUUGGCGUAUUCAUGCUGUCGAUUUCCACUGCUUGACGAAGUCUGCGUGGGACUUUUUGGAUGCAAUGCCUACCAUGGAGAUUCACCAUCCUGGUCAAUCCCCUGUGGACGUUAAUGUACACCCAUGCGGUGGCAUCCGCAAGCUUUUGAACAAUGGUAGCUUUUACUACUCGAACGACUUCGAUCUCACAGCGGUUUUGCAAAAUUCAGGGGACACAAAAUCAUUUUCUCUGCCGUUGGAUGCAAGUUUCAUGUGGAAUAUGUUCAUGAUGGAGGAGUUAAUCGUGUUUAGAAGCCGAUUGGCUGCCGAUGAGCAGCAAUUCAUGGACGCUGGUGGGUUUCUGACCUGCGUUAUCAGAGGCUUCGCAUCGACCCAGCCAAUUAGACUUGAUAAUUUGAACGGAUUGUUGUCAGUGAUUUCCCGUCAAUCGUGUAGACGGGCAGGUACUCGUUUCAACGUUCGCGGUAUCGAUGACGAGGGCAACGUUGCCAACUUCGUUGAGACAGAGACCAUUUUGUGGCUUGAAAACCGUUUACAAUUCGGCUAUGUCCAAAUUAGAGGCUCAGUCCCUGUAUUCUGGGAACAGGACGGCAAUUUUUUGGGAGGAAAACCAAACUUGACCCGGUCGUUCGAAGCAACACAGCCUGCGUUCAACAAACACCUAAGACAGAUCACUGAGCGAUUUGGGUCAGUACAAAUUGUGGACCUACUAGCCGAUAAAACCGGCGAACGGGAUUUAUCAGUUGCAUUUAGCAAGCAUAUCGAGCAGUCCAAAGACCCUCAAGUGCGUUAUAUGCACUUUGACUUUCAUAAAGAGGUCGGGAAUGGACAGGGAUAUGGUGCUGCUUCUCGGAUUCUGGAUCGUAUCCAAGAAGUUAUCAUGGAAGUCGGUUUUUUCUCCCAUAACCCAACGACCUGCGAAACGGAAACAGAACAAAUUGGUGUGUUCCGUACCAACUGUUUGGAUUGCUUGGAUCGCACCAACUUCAUCCAACAAAUCAUCUCUCGCGAUGUUCUGGAUCUGUUUUUGGACUACAACAAUUUGUAUCCAAAUGAAGAUCUAUGGCAAAAACUGUCUACUUUGUGGGCUGAUAAUGGAGAUCAGCUUUCUCAAAUUUACACCGGAACUAAUGCUCUCAAGUCUUCCUAUACUCGCUCUGGUCGAAUGAAUCUAGCAGGAGCACUUUCGGAUGUAACGAAAAGUGUAAGUCGGCUCUACGUUAACAAUUUUGUGGACAAGAGUCGCCAAACCACUAUCGAGCUGCUACUUGGGUUAGCAGAAGGUCAGAUGGGAAUAACGAUUUCCGACCCGGUCAAUGAUUAUGUUCAAGCCGAGCUCGCUCGGCGUAGUGUGGAAUAUUCCUCGGACUACAAAAUCCAGGUCUUCUGUGGCACAUUCAAUGUUAACGGCAAAGUUCCUACUCAGGCAGAUCUUACAUCUUGGCUGUUUCCUCGUGAAAUGGCACAGUUUCCCGACCUAUAUAUGCUUGGAUUCCAAGAACUCGUGGAGCUUAGUGCGGGUCAGAUUCUGAACGCGGAUUCUGGCAGGCGGGUGUUUUGGGAGGACAUGGUCCACCAAAGUCUGAACCGGCGCGAGAACUAUGUUCUUCUGCGAUCUGGCCAACUGGUUGGUACAGCAUCCAUGCUUUUUGUCAAGAGGAGUGAGAUGCAUCGUGUGAGAAACGUUGAAGGCGCAUUUAAAAAGACUGCAUUUGGUGGUAUGACAGGAAACAAGGGUGGUGUUGGCAUCAGCUUCAUGUAUGCAAAUACGUCCAUUUGUUUUUUGAACUCGCAUCUGGCAGCAGGAAUGAAUAACGUAGAAGAGCGGCACAGCGAUUACAAGGUGUUAGCAUCUGGCGUGCGAUUCAACCGCGGAAGACAAAUGAAAGAUCACGACACUGUGUUCUGGCUGGGAGAUCUCAAUUAUCGCAUCGAUCUGCCCAACGACACGGUUAGAACGAUGUUAGACCAAGGCGAUCUUCAGCAUGCCUUAGCCCGAAUGGUCGAGCGUGACCAACUCGCUUCGCAAAUGAUCCGCGGAGAGACUUUCCCUUAUUUCAAUGAAGGGAAGAUCACUUUCUUGCCUACGUACAAAUAUGAUCCAGGUACAGACGACUACGACACGUCAGAAAAAGCUCGGGUUCCUGCUUGGACUGACCGCAUCUUGACCCGGGGAAAGAAUGUGCGAAACCUCGCCUAUAAUUCGGCGACAAAGAUCAAAUUCAGCGAUCACCGUCCUGUGUACGCACUAUUUGAGGUAACUGUCACCAUCAUAGAUGAGACCAAGAAGGAUACCUUGUUCCACGAGCUUUACCACGAGCGUCGUGAGCAAAUGGGACCAGACACCACCCUACUUAUAAAUGACGAGGAAUUCCGCGAAGCAGUUGUGACACCCAGCAGGCUUCCACAUCCUUCGACCGACUCUAAAAAAUGGUGGGCUGGUGAAGGCUUAGCGUCAAAAAUCCCUGUUCUACCUCCGCGACCGGGAAUGGUUUUGAACCCUGAAAAACUAAACCCGUUCUCCACUAAAUCAUCCGAUCAGCCUGAUUUCGUCGAUCUUGCAUCUGAUAUCUCAAGCAUACAGAAUGUGGUGCCUCGAAAGCCAGUGCCUGACAGUACAGAAAGCCUUGUGGAAUCUCUCUCGCGCAAACCAGUGCCCGAUAGCUCAGAGAGCCUUGUGGAAUCUCUUUCGCGCAAACCAGUGCCAGAUAGUACAGAGAGCCUUGUGGAGUCUCUCUCACGCAAACCAGUGCCAAAUGGUCAAGAGAAUAUUAACGACUCCGGCGUUGUUCGCAAGCCAGUUCCACUAAACCCAUUAGAUUCUGCUGCUGGUAGCGAUAAUGACUCAUAUAAAUCACUUAUAUAG